AAUAGAGAAAAUAUAAACGAGUCUCAUGCUCUCAUCUAUUUAGAGAUAAUGCUUUGAUUUUGUUCUCAUCGUAAGUUCGUAACAUCAAAACCCCAUCACAAAUAAACUUGUGAUUUGGUCUCAAUUGUUCACCUAGAAUAAUUUUAUAAAGCCCAAGAAAUUAAAUGAAAGAAGUCCAAUACAAAAACCCAACACCAAACCUCUGGCCCUACAUUUUGAAUUCAAAAAAAAGAGCUGAAAUUAUAACGUUAACUUCCCAUACCUCAGGUUCGGAAAUUCCGAACCAACACAAAUAAAACAAAAUUAACCGUCUGAUCAAAUCAUAAACUCAAUUACUUUAGGCUCGGAUUUUAUUUUCAUAUUUCCUUCUUCCUUUCUUCCUCAUUUUUUCCUUCUUCCUUUCUUCUUCAUUUUUUCUACUAAAAAAACCCAAAAAAUUUGCAGAAAAAUUCACAGCUAAAAUACGAAGAUAAUGGGAAUAAUGGCGGAAAUUAGAAGAAGUGGGGAACUACAUGAUUUUCAUUUAGCGUCAAGAAGAGCUGAAGAAUUGGCUUUAAGGAGAUAUAAGGCAGUCCACUGGCUAGAAUGUACUGUGGGUCCCCUUGGUAUACAUAGUGAACCAUCAGAUAGAGAGUUCAUUUCUUGCUUGAGAAAUGGCAUAAUUCUCUGCAAAGUCAUUAACAAAAUUCAACCUGGAUGUAUACCCAAGGUUGUGGAUAGUAAUGAACUUGUGGCAUCUGAAUCAGCAAUUUGGGAUUCAAAACCAUUGCCUGCUUAUCAGUACUUUGAGAAUGUUAGGAAUUUUCUCAUGGCAGUCAAAGAAUUGAAGCUUCCUGCUUUUGAGGCUUCUGACCUGGAGAAUUUUGAGACAGGAUCAGCAGCUAGGAUAGCUGAUUGCAUUUUAGCACUUAAAUCUUAUUAUGAGUGGAAGGAAUGGAGUGGAGGGAACGGUGUUUACAAGCAUGUGACAGCUAAAUCUCCCCUUGUUCUGCAAUCUGCUGCCAAGAAUUUUUCUAGACCUUCAAGCGCGAUUUCUGCUCAGUCUUGUAGGCAAUUAGACCUGUCUGCUGUGGAUGAAAAACAAUCACUUACAGAUUCAAUUGUCAAGGCACUAACAAAUGGUAUGGUUGAUUCAAAGGAAAACAUUGACGAUAAUUUUCUUACUUCUUACCAAAAUGGUAGCCAGGAUCCAAUCCAACUUUUUAAAGAGAUUUUGUCAAGAUGUUUGGAGGAAAAACUAGGAAAUAAAUUUCCAAUGCUAAAAUCUUGCUCUCAAGAAAACUUGCAAGAAGCAGGCAGAUCACAUGCUUCAGUAUCUAUACUAAAGGAAAACUCAUCUUUAAUACAUAACCCUGAGCCACUGCAGUGCCACAGAGCUCAAACCAGGAAAGGUAGUAGAGAUCAUAGGCGAAUUUUGCGAAAUCAAGAAAGGGACCUUUCAGAUAUUAAAGCCUUAUGGUACAAGACAAAAGGAGACUUCGAAGAUUUGCAAUCUCAAAUGUCAAAUGAUUUAAUGCAUUUAGAAAGUCUGAUUGAAGAGAUGUCUGGCCCUGCACUUGGUUACGAAAAAGUUAUCAAGGAGAACAGGAAGCUAUACAACAUGGCCCAAGACUUAAAGGGAUAUGUUAGAGUUUACUGUAGGAUCAGACCCAUUCUCAAUACAGAAGCAAAGAAUGUGGUAGACUUUGUCGGGCAGGAUGGAUCACUUGUGAUUGUUGAUCCAUCAAAACCAAGACAUGAUGGAAGAAAGAUUUUCCGGUUCAAUCAGUUGUAUGGUCCAACGUCUACACAAGAUGAGCUGUUUAAAGAGAUUCAGCCAUUGAUCAGGUCUGUCAUGGAUGGCUACAACGUGUGCAUCUUGGCUUAUGGUCAGACUGGAUCCGGCAAGACACAUACUAUGUAUGGUACAUCAGGUGUCUCAGAGAAGGAUAUGGGCAUCAACUUCUUUGCUUUAAAUGACCUCUUCCAAAUAGCUGAGAGGAGGCAAGAAACUAACUAUGAUGUGCGUGUUCAAAUGAUUGGGAUAUGCAACGAAGAAAUACAAGACCUUCUGGCUGAAGAUCCUGCAUCUGACAGUGAAUCAAGUCUUCCAGAUGUCACAUUCCAUUCUGUGAAGUCAAAUGUUGAUGCCAUCAAUUUAGUAAAAUUGGGUGAAAGAAAACAUGCGAGUGUCAAUACUUCGAAGAUGAACAACAUUAGCAGUCCUUGUCAUAGUGCUGUGGCAAUCCAUGUGCAUGGAAAGGAUACAUCAGGAAACAUUAUUCGCGGUUGCCUACACUUGGUAGAUCUUGCAGCUAGUGGAGAGGAUGACAAGUCACUUUCCUGCUUGGAAGAUGUCAUUACAUCAUUUUCUCAGAAAAGUUCUAACAAUCAUCAAGGAAACAGUAAAAUUACAUCACUUUUGCAAGAUGCUUUAGGAGGAAAUGCAAAGGUAGUGGUGCUCACACAUGUAAUUCCAGAAGGAGAUAACUUCACAGAGACAAUUAGAACCUUAAAGUUUGCACAGAAGAUCUCAACUAUUGAGCUCGGAGCUGUUCAGUCAAAUAAAACGAACAUAGAAGUUAUGCAGCUUAAAGAAGAGCUUGAGAUCCUUAAGAGUGCACUGGGUGACAAGGACCCAAAAAGCCCACUGCCUAACAGGCAGCUGAGAUCACCUUGUGAUAAAACAAGAGCAGCAAUCGAAAAAAGUCCUGUAAAAGCACGAAGAUUGAGCAUGGAGAAUCCUGGAAGCAUGAAAUCCGAGAGGCUGGAAAAAUCACCUUUAAAGCAACUAAAGAUAUCAGCAGAAAAGCCUGAUAAUCUCUCUGAUCCAACAGCAGGAAGAAGCAAAGAGCCCAAGUCACCACUUGGAAAACCAAUGCUUGAAGGGUCCUUCCCAAGACCUAGGAGGUUAAGCAUUGAAAAUCCAAUGGCUGUCAAAAGUGAAAAUAAACAAAAGUUGAAGGAACCCAAAACUCCUUCUGAAGGGAAAACCACACUUAAAAAGCAAACUCCUCCAAGAACACGCCGACUGAGCAUUGAGAAUUCCAGUUCUGUGAAGCCUGUUGCAGACAUCAGAAAGAGUACUAAAACGCCACAAAGUUCUAUUCGUGCUCGGAGAUUGAGCUUGGAAGGUCCAAAGAAUCGUACAAAGAAAGGCAUGCUUUCAGCUGAUGUUGUCAGUUCUAAGGACUAUAUCAGCAUUACCGAGUUUCCUAAGAGCCCUCCCCCUGCAACUCAUACAAAUGGACUAACUUUCACAGAUUGUGCAACAAAAUAUCCAACGAUACAACCACCAAAAACACCAGAGCGGCAAAAACUUGAUCUGAAUGAGAUGCAGCCUCCUAGUGUUGCAAAAAGUACGAAUAAGAAAGGGUCUCAGAUCAAAAGAUCACUUAGAACUAUUGGAAAGUUGAUCAAUGGCUCUGAGAAAAGGAGCCAACAGGUGGUCGAAUCAUCAUCGAUAAAGGGAAAAGACAAUGCUCGUGAACCAAGAUCACCCUCGACAGCUAAAGCAAGAACUGUGAGAAGACAGUCACUAACAGGCAUUCCUCCAGGUUCAAAUAGAAGAUCUUCUCUUGGAGGCAUAUCGACUGAUGCUCGUCCAAAUGACAACAGGAAUGCAAAAACACCUCCUCCAGUACGCUCAUCAAUGAAGAUAACAAAUCGAUGGAUGUAACUCAGUCUAUGAACAGAUGCAUUGUGCUUCGACUUGAAGCACAAAUUAACUGAUAUUCAUUCGAUGUAGGCCAGUUCAGAACUCAACUGACAAGUAAGUUUCAGGGACAUGAUGUAAAUAGAUAAUUUACUACAACCACAAUGGAAUGUUGGUGUUUCACCUCAAUAUCAAUUUUACUAGAUUCAAUAUGAUAGUUUCUUAUUUUGCA
Molecule: messenger RNA, 3866 nt
Organism: Chenopodium quinoa (quinoa)
Lineage: Eukaryota; Viridiplantae; Streptophyta; Magnoliopsida; Caryophyllales; Amaranthaceae
Product: kinesin-like protein KIN-14L
Exons: 19
Coding region: 473-3658 (1061 amino acids)
Biological process (GO): microtubule-based movement
Molecular function (GO): ATP binding; microtubule binding; microtubule motor activity
Source: RefSeq, a predicted model, not a curated record